Molecule: messenger RNA, 2611 nt
Organism: Scatophagus argus
Lineage: Eukaryota; Metazoa; Chordata; Actinopteri; Scatophagidae
Gene: selenop
Product: selenoprotein P
Exons: 5
Biological process (GO): selenium compound metabolic process
Cellular component (GO): extracellular region
Molecular function (GO): selenium binding
Source: RefSeq, a predicted model, not a curated record
UCAGCAUGCAGCUGGGGCUGAACUUUGUCCUCCAUCCAGACAGAAAACAACAGGCAGAGUAUAAAAGGGGAGAGCAGGGGAGGAAGGGACUUGUUUUUGUUCAAGGAGUUGAAGCAAGGCAGAGCUGAGCAGAGAGAAGAUAACUUUAUAACCAAACGACUGGGGCAGUGAGGAGGCGCCACGGGGAUGUGGGCGUGCCUCAGUCUGCUCGUCACUCUCUGCCUGCUCCAUGGGGGCGGUGCAGAGAGUGACGGGGGCGGGCCUCGCUGUCAGCUGUCGCCAGCCUGGAAGAUCGGGGAGGUGGAUCCGAUGAGGGACGCAAUGGGUCGUGUGACGGUGGUGGCCCUUUUACAGGCCAGCUGUUUGUUCUGCUUGGUGCAGGCUUCCAGGAUGGAUGGCCUGCACCAGAAGCUUGAGAAUCAGGGUCUGAAGGAUGUGGUCUACAUGGUCGUUAACCACAGGGGGGAGCAAGCACAGCGCCUUCACCCCCUGCUGGCACAGAAACUGUCAGAGAACAUCACUCUCUACAGACAGGAUGUGCAACAGCCUGAUGUCUGGCAGGCGCUCGGGGGGGAGAAAGAUGACUUUCUCAUUUAUGACAGGUGUGGCCGUCUCACCCACCACAUUUCACUUCCUUACACCAUCAUUGGACAAGGUCAUGUGGAGAGUGCAAUCAGAGAAACCUACUGCAGACGCAUCUGUGGCGAGUGCACAUAUGAGAGCAUUGAAACCCCAGAGGAGUGCAAAGAUAAAGCAGAUGCACAACCUGACACAGACGGAAUCCCGCCUGCAGAGGAAGACACCAGACAUAGACACCAUCAUGGACAUCACCAUGGUCAUGGCCACAGACAGGAUAAUCAUGGUUUCCAUCCCCGUGGCUUUGGCCAUGGACGUGAUCACAACCACGGUCAUCAUCACGGAAGUCACGAUGGCCAUGGCAGUGACCAUGGACAAAGUCAAAGUCAUCAAGGUGGUGUUAGACACCAGGGGCAUGAGCAAGAUGUUGAUGUAUCUCAAAGGCAACAUCAUUUAGAUUUAGGCCAGAUGCAGCAAGCUGCACACAUGCACCACAUGCCACAGGUGGCCCAUGGAGCCCCUGUGAGGCCUUGAGCACCAGAGAAGGCUAGGUGAAAAUCAAAGCACAGCUGACAGUGGACAGCAGGCUCUGACAAUGAGGCCUCUCCUAAAGUCAGCUGAUGCUGACACUGACGCAGGCUGUUUGGUGAGGCGGGGAGUGAGCAGCCAGUCGGUCUCUGACACUGUGAUGAGGCGCUGCCCGCCUCCUGACAGUGACACGGGCUGAUAGGUGAAGCAGCCAAUAACGUUAGGGAGACCUGACAGUGACGCUCACCUCCUGCUGACUGACAGCAGCCUCAGCCAGCCCAAUGAGCCUGACCCCAAGGUGCAAGCUGAGGAUGAGAGCAGCUGUAAGCUGGCUCUGAUAUCAGCUUCAAAUUAAGACCAGAAACACCAGGGGCCAAGAGCUAUUUUUACCAACAAGUAUUACCCUGGGAGAGGGCAGGGCAUCCCUGACACCAUGGGGUAGACGAACAGGUCCAACAUAGCACUGAUAAAGACAAAAUGAGGUAGAUAAACACACGACCAAAACAUGGUAUUGACAGCUUGUUAACUCCUAACAUUUGGCAACAGAUAUGCAAAUAAUAGAAAAAUCUACAUCACAUUUGACCUGCCUCAGCAUGUCUGUCAGUGGCCUGCUCUCGUCCUUUCUCAGGAGUGUAUGUGGUUGUCAUGUUCAUAAACUGCCUCUUCCAGUUUGCUCUCUCCAUCCACAAUGAAACCAGAUGCGGAAACUAUGCCCUAGUGGCGUCUGUUUGAAGUCAGGCAGGAGAGAGAGGAGAGGGCAGUUCAGGAACAUGAUACACACUUAAAACCUUUCAAAGUUCAACAUCAGAGGAUAUUUGAAGGAAAAGAAAAAAAACACAUUAAAUGUGCAAAUACUGCACAAGAAAACAAAUGACCAAGGAAGCAUAAAAGACAAUACUAUUACAGCACAUCCGAUUCUGUGAAUUAGGCAACUGCCAGAAAUCUUUUUUUUUUUUUUUUUUUUUUUGGGGGGGGGGGGGGGACCUUAAAGCACUGGAGUAUAAGUUUUAAAAUACAUUUAAAAGCAAAGAAAAUUUUAUACCAGUGCUGUGUUUGUCUUUAGAGCGUGCUACUCAUCAUCAUUCUUGAGCACAUAUAACAGCGUUAUUACCGCGAAUGACUUUCUUUUUUGUUUUGUUGAUUCCACAUGCUUAAACGUAGAUCAGUUGUAUCUUUUACCACAAACAUACACUUUUUGAAUGUUGAGUACUUGACUUACAAGUAUCGGUUUCUAUUCUUUGCAUUCACUGGAUUUCUUAUGUAGAUUGCAAAUUGCACACAUUUAUACAAGGCUUACUCACAAAAAAGGGUAUAGUGUUUAGUAAAGGUCAAGGAGGAAUAGAAGAGCGAAGCAAUGAAUGACUGCUGAAUACACUCUGUACUUAAUGAUGGCAUCUGUGGAAACAUGACAGUCACCCUGAAAACCCGAUGCUUGCACAGAGAACUGUAUUAAGAUUGUCAAACAUGAAAAGUGAGAGUUGAAUAAAGAUGGUUGGGUUGCUUUUUU